GCCGGGAAGGUGACAGACGGUCACCGAAACGACGGCUGAAUAAAAGACUUGGUACUCAGUACUAGCUAUACUAGUAAUCAUGUCGAUCGUGAGUGGCUUGCUGCCCACCGUCAGCUGCCUAUGGAGCCUACAUACGCUGCUAGUCGUGGCUGUGGCCGUCCUCGCUGCAGCGGCGUGGAAGAGACGCCGGUCAUCAGCUAGCCUGCCGCCGGGACCCAGGGGACUGCCCCUGGUCGGCAACAUGUUCAGCAUGAGCAAAGAUGUCCCAGUGGUUUUCCAAGAGUGGUCUAAGAAGUACGGGGACGUCUUCACGGUGUACACGUUCAGCCAGCCGAGGGUUGUCCUGAACGGUUUCGGCGCCAUUCGCGAGGCCCUGGUCACGCAUGCCGAGGUGUUCUCCAGCCGGCCUCCCGUCCCUGUCCUGGGGUCGCCGGACCAGAGCGCAAAAGGCUUGGUCUUUGAACCGUACACUCCUCGAUUCAAAGAGCACAAGAAGUUCACCAUGUCCGCGCUUCGAGACUUCGGGGUCGGCAAGAGGAGCAUGGAAGGGAAGAUUCUAGAAGAAGCACGGGCACUCAGCGAUGUCAUCUCAAAGAAAGGAGACCAGGCCUUCUGUAUCUCCGAGCUGUUGAAGAACGCAGGCUGCAAUGUCAUCUCCUCCGUCGUCUUCGGCUCUCGCUACGAGUACGAUGACCCAAAGGGGAAAGAGCUUCUACUGGUGGUCCAAAAAACGUUCGCUAUCAAGCGCCAUCAUAUGCUGCCCUUUAUAUUCCCGGCAUCCAAAGUCAUUCCUAGUUUGAGGAAGGCUUCCGAAGGGUUUCUCGACAACCAGCUGAAGCUGAGGGAACACAUCCGAGAGGAGAUAGUCAGACACAAGGAAACUUUUGACCCGAAUGACGUCAGGGACUUUUUGGACGCGUUUCUCCUGGAAGCUAAACAGCGAGAGGGCGACGAGAAUUCCACCUUCACUGAAGAGCAACUUGUUGAGCUUGUCCGGCAGCUGUUCCUGGCAGGGACCGACACCACAGCGAACACCUUACACUGGGCCGUGCUGUUCAUGGUGCUGCACCCGGACGUACAGCGGAAAGUACAGCGGGAGAUAGACGGCGUGGUGGGGCCUGACCAGGAACCCUCCAUGGAACAUCGCAGCCAGAUGCCCUACACUGAGGCCACCUUGAGUGAAGUAAGCAGGAUGGCAGCAACCGCUCCAAUGGCAACUAGGCACUUCACCACCGGUGACGUGUUCUUCAGAGGUUACCACAUUCCCAAGGCCACAGGGGUUGAGGUGAACCUCUGGUCGGUGCUGUAUGACCCGCAGGUCUGGCCCGAGCCGCACAAGUUUGACCCGACCCGCUUUCUGGACCACUCCGGCAACUUCGCCAGGAGGGAGGAACUGAUCGUGUUUUCUAUGGGUGAGUAG
Molecule: messenger RNA, 1420 nt
Organism: Branchiostoma belcheri (Belcher's lancelet)
Lineage: Eukaryota; Metazoa; Chordata; Leptocardii; Amphioxiformes; Branchiostomatidae
Product: cytochrome P450 2D26-like
Exons: 6
Coding region: 80-1420 (446 amino acids)
Biological process (GO): xenobiotic metabolic process
Cellular component (GO): cytoplasm; intracellular membrane-bounded organelle
Molecular function (GO): iron ion binding; oxidoreductase activity, acting on paired donors, with incorporation or reduction of molecular oxygen, reduced flavin or flavoprotein as one donor, and incorporation of one atom of oxygen; heme binding
Source: RefSeq, a predicted model, not a curated record